Messenger RNA from Neoarius graeffei (lesser salmon catfish), 3246 nucleotides. It is a transcript of the gene wnt9b, whose product is annotated as wingless-type MMTV integration site family, member 9B. Gene Ontology annotation, biological process: canonical Wnt signaling pathway; cell fate commitment; multicellular organism development. The coding region runs from base 30 to 1106 and encodes 358 amino acids. The transcript is spliced from 4 exons. Gene Ontology annotation, molecular function: cytokine activity; frizzled binding. Lineage: Eukaryota; Metazoa; Chordata; Actinopteri; Siluriformes; Ariidae. The record is from RefSeq and is a predicted model, not a curated record. Gene Ontology annotation, cellular component: extracellular region.
GCGAUGAGGAGCAGCGCCGAGGUGAAGCCAUGCGCGCCGGGACCGCCUGCCUGCUGCGACUCACCGCGCUCUGCAUCAUCCUGCUCUCCCACGCAGCAGCAGCUUACUUCGGGCUCACUGGACAGGAGCCCUUGGCUUUUCUGUCGAGCCCGUCAUACAGCACCGAGCCCGCAGGUGGAAAAGCGCACGUGAAACAGUGCGAGCAGAUGUCACUGACGCGGCGGCAGAAGCGCGCGUGCCGCCGGGAACCGGGCCUGGCAGAGACGCUGCGGGAAUCGGUGCGCCUCAGCCUGAUGGAGUGCCGCUACCAGUUCCGCAACGAGCGCUGGAACUGCAGCAUGGAAGGCCGGGGAAGCCUCCUGAAGCGAGCUUUCAAAGAGACGGCCUUCCUCCUGGCAGUGUCCUCAGCAGCUCUGUCACACACUCUGGCCAAAGCAUGCAGCUCGGGUCGUAUGGAGCGCUGCACGUGCGACGACACUCCUGGUCUGCACCAGCGUGAAGCGUGGCAGUGGGGAGUGUGUGGAGACAACCUGAAGUACAGCACCAGGUUCCUCAAGAAGUUCCUGGGCCAGAAACGGGUUAGCAAGGACCUGCGGGCUCAGGUCGAUGCACAUAAUAUAAACGCCGGCAUGCGGGCUGUAAAGAACGGGUUGGUGACGACCUGCAAGUGUCACGGCGUCUCCGGCUCAUGUGCGGUCCGUACAUGCUGGAAGCAGCUCUCGCCGUUUUAUGUGACAGGCCAGCUGUUGAAGUAUCGCUAUGAUACGGCCGUGCGUGUCCUCAGCGUCACCAAUGCAGCUACCGGUGACAUAGAGUUGGCCGGGCCGGCACACCGAGGUGACGAGACUCCCCGGCCUCACCCUUCCGAGCUGGUGUUUCUAGAAGAGUCGCCUAGCUUCUGCCGCCUGUCUCGGUAUUCGCCCGGUACAACCGGCCGCACCUGCACCAAGGACACGAGCUGCAGCAGCCUUUGCUGCGGACGUGGUUACAACACGGCGCUGCGCCUCGUCACGCUGUCCUGCAACUGCCAAGUACGGUGGUGCUGCCACGUCGAGUGCCAGACCUGUGUCCGCGAAGAGGAGGUAUACACGUGCAAGAAGCACUGAGAAAGACAGGAACGAGAAAAGGAGCUCCGAGUGGCUCCACUGGCUCAAUAUUUCUCCAAUUUGGGCCUCUCGGGCAAGUGUGGGCAAAGUUGGACAAGACCCCCCUCCCCCUCCCAAAGGCAUGGCUUUCCGAAAUAAGAGUUGUGCUCCUGGACGACAAAGCAAAACUGUGGGAAUUCCCACAUGAAUCUCGCCACAUUUGGUUGUUUCAAGCAAGAAAAGAGCCACUGAUUGAGAUUUUAACCGGAUUGAUCUCUUCCUCCUCUCUGAAUGCACUGAAAUUACAUUUUACUUUUCUGAGAGCUUCAUCACACGCAGGUGUCAUGAAUCAUUUUGGGCGACUCAACCUAGAGGUGCUGGAGUGGAUGUGGAAGACACAGUACGAGUCAAAAGUUUGUACACCCCUACCCAACUCUACUUUUCUGUAUUUUGUAUUUUAUACAUUGUAGAACAACACUGAAGACAUCAAAACUAUGAAAUAACACCUGGAACAUGUAUGGAAUUUUGUGGAAAACAACAACAAAAAAAGUGUUCAACAAAAUGUUUCAUAUUUUCGAUCCUUCAACGUAUCCAGCGUUUUCCUUGAUGACGCUUUGCACAUGAUUGGCAUUAUCUUAACCAGUUCAUGAGGUAGUUUUUCAAUUAACAGGUGUGCCUCGUCAAAAGUUAAUUAGUGAACGAGUUUCUUGCCUUCUUAAUGUGUUUGAGAUCAAACAAUAAAUAGUAAAUAAUAAUAAUCAGGGCUUUGAACCAGAAUUUUUUUUCCUAUUGGUUUGUUCCGAACAGAAACGGAAUUUUAACGUUUCCGGUUUUGGGUUCCACCAUUAAAUAGACGUUCCCGAACCGGUUAGAACAAAAAAAUUUCGUUCCAGGAAUGGUUAAUUAUGUUCCCUGUCAGCUGUUUAACAAAUGGCUAUAAAAUUGUGUCUCUGUCUCAUCCAGCUUAAGCCAAAUGUAGGCUAAUUCUAUUACAACCUUCAUUAAAUAAGACAAGAAAUAAUUCAAAACAAUUAUUAUUUCAAAUGUUGGCGAUUUGGAUUCUCAGUAUGUCUUCCCAUCUACACAAACAGAAAAAGUGCCAAAAAUGAAAGAUAAUUCGUUUAGUGUGUUACCAAAGGCUAGUCAGGCCCUAUGCAUUGAUAGGCUAACAGAGGUUAACAUCAUUUAAUGUUCGCGAGCCUCUCAUUAACGUGGACAAAUAUAUUGAUAUCGUGUUUGAAAUUGACGUUUUUGAAUAACGAUAGACUGCAAUAUUUACCUCUUAUUUAAGAUGUGGAGACGUGAUAGUAGUCCACCCUCCCGCUCUCUCCAUUCAGUCAGCGAACGUCACACAGGAAGUGAACCCCAGCGGGUCAUAGAAACUUGCGCAGGAGAAGAAUGACUUUUUUUAUUUGUAGGCUACGGAAACUUUGAGGAACGAAAUAAAAACCGGUAUUAACCGGUUACCAUUAUUUUUAAUAAGCGUUUCUGUUCCGGAACAUAAAAAAUAAUAAAGUUUCUGGUUUCGUUUCUGUUCCAUGUGAAAUAGAAAAAGUUCCCGGUUCUCGUUCCUUGAACCGGUUCAAAGCCCUGCUUUUAAUUCAUAAAAAAUGAAGAAAAACAUACAAUUCGAAGGUGUGUCCAAACUUUUGACUGGUACCGUUUGCAAAACUUUGAGACUGUUGAUCCAGCCUGUCUAUCUGUAUAUCUGUCUGUCUGCCUUUGUGCCUGCAUCACAUCAAAAAAAGCAAGGGUUAAAUAUUAUGCUGAUUUUAUGAAGCACUUAAAUUUGUCAUGUGAUGAUUAUUGUGUCAGUCUUGUGUUUGGGAGGAAGAAAAUGUAUCUGAAUGUUAUUUAGGAUUUUUUUUUUUUGGCAUGUAAUACAAGAAGUGCAAAGUAAAGUCAUCAAAAAUACUCGAAGCGGGAAACCUGAUCGAAUUAUGCAAUGUUUAACAGUUAUUCCAUGAAAUCGAGUCGUACAUGAGCUGAUAGCUGACGAGCACCGAGUCGGCUAUAAGCUGUAUGGGACGAGAUUGAGUGGAAUAAUUGUUUUAUUCUAUCCACAUUCGCUGGAUUUUGAGAAACGGAGCAUUUUUAUUUAUUUAUUUAUUUUGCAAAUUUGAUAAAUAAAAACUUUACAGAAAACAUCUGACAAAAUAAU